Molecule: messenger RNA, 1102 nt
Organism: Morus notabilis
Lineage: Eukaryota; Viridiplantae; Streptophyta; Magnoliopsida; Rosales; Moraceae
Product: NADH-quinone oxidoreductase subunit D
Exons: 3
Coding region: 1-828 (275 amino acids)
Molecular function (GO): NADH dehydrogenase (ubiquinone) activity
Source: RefSeq, a predicted model, not a curated record
AUGGGUCCCCACCACCCAUCAAUGCAUGGUGUUCUUCGACUCAUCGUUACUCUCGAUGGUGAAGAUGUUAUUGACUGUGAACCAAUAUUAGGCUAUUUACACCGAGGAAUGGAAAAAAUUGCGGAAAACCGAACAAUUAUACAAUAUCUGCCUUAUGUAACGCGUUGGGAUUAUUUAGCUACUAUGUUCACAGAAGCAAUAACCAUAAAUGGACCGGAGUUGUUGGGAAAUAUCCAAGUGCCUAAAAGAGCCAGCUAUAUCAGAGCAAUUAUGUUGGAGUUGAGCCAAAGGAAAGAAGAAGACAGAGAAACUGUAACUGCAAGAAUUGGAGCUGAUUCGAGUUCGAAUUUCCAAGUCGAACGGGUUCUUUUGGGGGGGGAAAAAUGGCGGCGAAGGCGAUUUCAUCUUCGGUCGCGGAGCUUCAAUCCCGGAGCGCUCCGGCGGGGGCCCGCCGACGUGGAGUUCGCGAGAUGCUACUGCUGCAGGCUGACGGAGGAGUGCACGCCAGCGUACAUUGCACGCGUGAGGGAGAGGUACCAGGGCCGCUGGAUUUGCGGGCUCUGUGCCGAGGCGGUCAAGGACGAGGUAUUCAGAUCGCAGAGAGAGGAUAUCGGGACCGGCGAGGCGGUGAAGCGGCACAUGAAGUUCUGCGAGCAGUUCAGGUCGUCGAGUCCUCCGAGCAAUCCCGGCGAGGACCUGAUCUCGGCCAUGAAACAACUUCUCCGGCGGACUCUGGAUUCUCCGAGGAAGAACGAUUUCGCGGGUUGUCGACCUCUCGGCCGCUCCAAAAGCUGCUUCGCUACAAUGCCGGAGAGGCAGAGCGAGUAAAACAAAGCUUCAAUUGCGGAAGAGAAAUUAAUAAUGGAAUUUGUUGUCCAUAGCUCAAAUGGUAGGCCGUAAAUGGAUCUAUCAGCAAUGUUAUGUUGUGUUAAUUUGUUGUUUGUUGUUCAAUUUUUUUUUAAGCUAGUUAAUUAGUGCCUUUAGUUAUUGUUGGAAUUUUAGUUUUUAGUUCUAUUGGGUUUGAUCUUAUUUGAUAUUUUCGUAAUUGGAUGGAUUGUAAGGUAAUGUAUUUUGCCGGAGUUCAAUCAAAAUUUACAAAAAG